AUGAGCCACAACAGACAGGCUCUGUACAACCUCAGAUAUGCCUUAACAGCCAGAGGUCUUUGCCAGAUAAUGGAGGUCUUUGUAAACCUGCUGGUCGUCAUCUGCUCAGGAGUGUCCUACAGUAACUCCGGGGGUUACCGGGACCUGGCCAGCCUCGGGGGUCUCUACCAGUACUACUAUGGAGGAGCACAGGCUUUCACCGGAGCCGACAGGGUCAAGGAGCUGGACAAACUGUUCCACCAGCUCAAGCUGCCUCCAUACAUCUUCAGCAUGGCCUGUGGAGGGGCUCUGAUGGUUUAUGCCUGCAUCAUUCUGGCUUUGAGGGUCCUGAGAGUCCCUUACCGCUUGCCCCCUGUGCUGCUGGGAGAGGCCCUGGUGAGCUUCCUGAUCGGCCUGGGCUACAUCCCUGCCUUCUACUUCAUCAAGCUGCAGGAGACCUACGACAACCCCAUCUGUACGGAGGGGGAAGCGCUCUACAAGAGCAAAGGGCAUCAGGGCUUUGCGUGUGCACUCAAUGGAGCAGACAUCGCUGGAGGCCUCUUCGGGGUGCUUGGAAUCAUUGUAUUCAUCUUUGGAAUGGUCUUGCCUUCCGUGCUUUCAGGGCAGUGCGUGAGAUGGAGAGCGAUGGAAGAUGGUAACUUAUAACAGGUUUGCUCACCCCCCACUGUGAAUAUAAAGGAUACAAAUCUAGGGUUGAGAUCAAAUUUAGUCAAACAGCUAUAAAUAUUAGUGCAUUUUAUAUUAACUGUGAUUAAAAAAA
This is a messenger RNA of Salmo salar (Atlantic salmon), 760 nucleotides long. Its product is annotated as MARVEL domain-containing protein 3. The record is from RefSeq and is a predicted model, not a curated record. NCBI's taxonomy places the organism in Eukaryota, Metazoa, Chordata, Actinopteri, Salmoniformes, Salmonidae. Gene Ontology annotation, cellular component: membrane.